AUGUGUUAUGAAGAACACAAGAAGAAGUUCCCAGACGAGAGUGUUCAAGUCACAGAGAUCAGCAAAAGAUGCUCGGAAAAGUGGAAGGUACGUUGCUCGACAAUACAUUUCUUAAAGACAUAGACCAUGAAAGAAGAAGAAAAGAAAAGAUUUUAUGAAUUGGCACAGAAGGAUGCGGAACGAUAUCAGGCUGAGGUUCAGGCAUACGGUGGGGAAGACUCCUUGCGGAAGAAGAAACGGCAAAAGAAAGACCCCAAUGCACCAAAAAAGGCAUUGUAAGCUCAUUAUCUAUUUUCUUACGUUUUAAUUAAAAAACAAAAAUAAGUAUGAUUAAUUUUAGAUCGGCGUUUUUCUUCUUUUCGAAUGAGAAGCGGCCUCAAGUCCAAGCCGAACAUCCAGAAUGGAAAGUGGGACAGAUUGCUCAAGAACUGGGAAAGUAUUGGAAGAAUUUGACGGAAGAAGAACGCCAAGUCUAUGAGAGAAAGGCUGCCGAUGACAAAGCGAGAUAUGACGAAGUAAGUGUUCUAGGGUUCCGUUGGCGUUUUUAAAUUACCAUAGAAAUAAUAAUUUUCUAAUGCUUAAAAUCUUCAGGAGAUGCGAAGCUAUCGUGCGAAUGGAGCGUCUUCCGGCAUCUAG
Bursaphelenchus xylophilus (pine wood nematode) is the source of this 636-nucleotide messenger RNA. NCBI's taxonomy places the organism in Eukaryota, Metazoa, Nematoda, Chromadorea, Rhabditida, Aphelenchoididae. The record is from the annotation of a GenBank genome assembly.